ACAAGGAAGAGGCACUGGCCCCGCCCCCUGGUUGAAUCAUCAUGGUGUACGACAAAUUCAUUUUUCAAAACAGCUAUAACUUGUGGAGCAUGUCUUUCAGGAACACCGUACUCGACUUAACUUCUGAGUAGAUGUUUAAAGAGAAGGUGGAGAGAAACCCUGAACCUGAACGAUGAGGCGUCUAUCACGGAAGAAAGCUCUGAGCUUGGUGAAGGAGCUGGACGCCUUCCCCAAAGUGUCAGAGAGCUAUGUGGAGACGUCGGCCUCAGGAGGAACAGUGUCCCUGAUAGCUUUCAGCGCCAUGGCGCUCCUGGCUUUCUUUGAGUUCUUUGUGUACAGAGACACCUGGAUGAAGUAUGAAUAUGCAGUAGACAAAGAUUUUUCCAGUAAAUUGAAAAUAAACAUAGACGUCACAGUAGCCAUGAAAUGCCAGCAUGUUGGAGCAGAUAUUCUGGACCUGGCUGAGACCAUGAUCACGUCCAAUGGCCUCCAGUAUGAGCCUGCUAUUUUUGAUCUGACCCCCCAGCAAAGACUGUGGCAAAGGACGCUGGCUCACAUACAGGGUCGGCUGCGCGAGGAACACGCACUUCAGGAAGUCCUUUACAAAUCACUGCUCAAAGGGGGUCCCACUGCUCUGCCUCCACGAGAGGAGGCAUCGAUAGAGCCGCUCAAUGCUUGCAGGAUACACGGGCAUGUUUACGUCAACAAGGUGGCAGGAAACCUACACAUCACUGUGGGAAAGCCCAUUCACCAUCCUCAGGGUCAUGCCCACAUAGCAGCCUUUGUGAGCCAUGACUCGUACAACUUCUCCCACCGAAUAGACCAUUUAUCUUUUGGGGAAGAGAUACCCGGCAUCAUCAAUCCUCUGGACGGCACAGAGAAAAUCACCUUUAACAAUAACCAGAUGUUCCAGUACUUCAUCACAGUGGUUCCAACCAAACUGAAUACAUACAAGAUAUCAGCAGACACACACCAGUUUUCUGUGACCGAGCGGGAGCGGGUGAUUAACCACGCAGCGGGCAGUCACGGCGUUUCCGGCAUCUUCGUGAAGUAUGACACGAGCUCUCUGAUGGUGACGGUUAGCGAGCAGCACAUGCCACUGUGGCAGUUCCUGGUGCGGCUUUGUGGCAUCAUCGGUGGGAUAUUCUCCACUACAGGCAUGGUCCAUGGGCUUGUCGGCUUCUGUUUCGAUGUUAUCUGCUGUCGCCUCAAACUUGGAGUCUAUAGACCCAGAGAGGAUGUGCAACUCCAAAACCAGAUGAACAAUGUAAACAACCACCAGACUCCUCUGCUGGCUGAAAAUGUCCCAGAGGAGUAGCUGUUUUCCAAAACUGCUGAUUCUGCCUUCUGCAUGUUUUAAUGGCCAGGAGGUGACCAAACAGGUGUCACUGCUUUCUCAUCCCACCGUCAGAGGACAUCCUGUGGUAUUUACAACAUUGUUCUGUGUAUACACUACUGUAUUUUUUAAUUCUCUACAUUACCAUGUGUCAUGAAGAUGUGAUUUUCUACUGAAAAAGCAAAGCUGUCUAUUAAAACAUUGUGCUGUUAACUUAAAA
Labrus mixtus (cuckoo wrasse) is the source of this 1556-nucleotide messenger RNA. RefSeq names its product endoplasmic reticulum-Golgi intermediate compartment protein 2-like. Gene Ontology annotation, biological process: endoplasmic reticulum to Golgi vesicle-mediated transport; retrograde vesicle-mediated transport, Golgi to endoplasmic reticulum. Bases 173 to 1318 code for a protein of 381 amino acids. The transcript has 14 exons. The record is from RefSeq and is a predicted model, not a curated record. NCBI's taxonomy places the organism in Eukaryota, Metazoa, Chordata, Actinopteri, Labriformes, Labridae. Gene Ontology annotation, cellular component: membrane; COPII-coated ER to Golgi transport vesicle; endoplasmic reticulum.